Messenger RNA from Betta splendens (Siamese fighting fish), 5063 nucleotides. RefSeq names its product immunoglobulin-like domain-containing receptor 2. Gene Ontology annotation, cellular component: membrane. The record is from RefSeq and is a predicted model, not a curated record. Gene Ontology annotation, biological process: pancreas development. The transcript has 11 exons. NCBI's taxonomy places the organism in Eukaryota, Metazoa, Chordata, Actinopteri, Anabantiformes, Osphronemidae. Bases 123 to 2276 code for a protein of 717 amino acids.
CUGGUACCGUUAUCUCCGUCCAAGUGGAGGGAGUCUGAGCGUCGUCCAGUGGAUGAUGAGACGAAGUAGAAGAGAAGACUGUGAUCUCCAGAAAAACUAAAGUAACCUACAUUGGUUGUAAAAUGUUUCUGACGCCGAAGUGGUGGAUGUUUGUCGUUUUCCUGACAGGUGUCCUACCUCCAUGUUGCCUAGGGGUUCAUGUUCAUGUGAGAGAUGAGAAAAGGUAUGCCAUGCUGUUCCAGUCAGUGGUCCUGCCUUGUCAGUACACCAGCGUGUCUACCCAGACACCUGUGGUGCAGUGGGUCUACAAGUCCUACUGUCGAGACCGGACGCGGGAUUCUUUUAGCCUUUCUGACAGCCUGAAUGAGGGCCUGGGAGGAGGCAGGCUGACAAGUGGAUCUACAAGACUUGGAGGGUACGAGACAGCACUGAGUGCAAGCUACCUUGAGUGCUCUGACAGCAGCCGGACAGUUAGAAUUGUGGCCUCCAUCUCUGGUUCAUCUAUCACACUGUCGGAAUACUACAAGAACAGAGACAUCUCUGUCAUCAACAAGGCAGACCUGCGGAUAGGAGAGGUCCAGUGGGGAGACAGUGGCAUUUACAUCUGUAAAGUGGUCAUACCCGAUGACUUAGAGGGACAGAAUGAAGCCUCAGUGGAGCUGCUGGUUCUAAGUUUCUCAGGUGUGCCUGAAGAUUUGCUGCCAGACUUUGAAUUGAAGAUUAUGCCAGAGUGGGCGUUUGUGGCGGCAGUAGCUCUGGGCAGUGUUUUAUUCCUGCUGUUAGUUGGGAUUUGUUGGUGUCAGUGUUGUCCUCACUCCUGCUGCUGCUAUGUCAGCUGCUGGUGCUGCCCUGACACGUGCUGCUGCCCCAGACACUUGUAUGAGGCAGGUAAGGGUAUAAAGACAGGCAGCUUCACCCAUCAGACACCUGCAUACCCUCCCUAUUUUGUCUCUGGUGUUCCAACCAUGGUCCCCAUUGCCCCCCCCUCACUGGUGGACAAGAUGUCAUCUGCCCCCACCUCCACCAAUGGAACCUUACUUACAGCAGUGCCAGUGCAUGCUGUGGGGGUUUCCUACCGCGUGCCUUCCCCUCAGGAACAGGACUCUCUCAGAGUGCUACAGUAUGUAGAGCAUCAACUGGCUCACUUCAACCCUGCCAGGUCCACCAGCCACCAGUCUUGUAGUGUUUCUGAGCUAAGUUCUCUUCACGAGGGAGAAAACGGCUUCCGCCAAACAUACCGUAACGUCCAGAAGAAAGCACUGCCCGCUAUCCCUGAUCAUAAUCCACAGCCUGAACCGCAGCCCUACUGCGGCAGUCAUAGCCCAGAGCCACAGUGUUAUCGUAACAACCCUCCUUCACCCCUGCAUUGUCGUAAUGACCCAGAAUCAGAGUCUCACAGAUACCAGGAAAAGCCUUUUCCUCCACGGCGUUACAGCGAAGACCCUCCGUCCUCCUCACAGUCUCACAGACCCAGCCGUACUCAACAGCAACAGAUCCACAGUGAGGAGGACAACCACCACAGGUGGAACCCUCGUUCAGAACAUCUGCAGAGAAAGAGGUAUCAUACUGCAGAAACAGACUCGCUGGACGAGUUGGAGGAGUUUGCUCCUUGCCAGACAAGAGGCAAAAGGCCUGAAAAGAGGCAGGAUGGACAAGGAGACUACGAGCUGGAGCUUCUGGAAUUCAAUCGAUAUCCUUCCUACCGCAAUGGCCCACCACAGCAUUACCGCAGUGAUGAAAAUGACCUUGGAGACAACAGUGAAGAUUUGCCCAGAGGGAAUAGAAAAAACACACACAACAUAAGCCCACUUUCUUCACCCAAAAAAAGAAGGGGGACUUGGGAUAGUGAACAUGCUGCUCCGCCCCCUCCCAGACUAAAUCUACCCUCAACAUCCUCUCAAGAGAAGGACUAUGAUGGCACAUUUCUUAACAGCUUGCUGGAGCGUAAGGCUAAGUUGCGAGGGGCCGGGCAGGGUCAGAGCGCAGCGCGGGGUGAUCAGGAUUCAGAUACACCCUCAAAAGGCAGCUCCAAAAAAAGCAGUGUGGAAUCUAGUCGACAUUACAGUCGCUCACCUAGUAACAGGCCUGAGGCGGAUUCACUCCCUCCCUACUCUGAUACAGAGAGAAGCAGAUCUAGCAGGCCAUCUCCACGGCCACUCCCAGCUAACACUCAAUGCUCUCAACCUUCUGCUGAUACCCUGACUGGUCGACAAGAGGAACCCAGAGACAAAUCCAGAAAAGUGGUCAGGUUCAGAUGCUACCAGAGGGAAAACUAGCAGAGCACUCUUCUGAGCCGAGAUUCCCUCAUCGUCUGAAAAGCUUUGAGCUUCUGGUGCGAAACUUUGGGAACUGCACUCCUGCUGAAAGAUGAUGGAAUUGACUCUUAGUGUGGAUUGUUGACAAAGCUUAAAGAAUAGGCACAAACAAAGAAAUGGACAACUGCCACACUUUCUUCAGAAUGUCAUCAGGCUUUCUGGCAGUGACGUUGCUGAAUGAUGAAGUCAGUGCUUAGUUUCUGUCACUGCCUGCCUCACAUACAGAUGCAGAUACAGUACAGUGUAUCCUGGACUAACACUGAACUGUGUGUUGGUUGUGUGCCCUGAACAGUCCCUCCCAUCAACGCUCUGUUCGUCUCCCCUUCUUCCUUCAGAAAAUAUCGAAGUGGAGACUGGCUUUAGGCUUUCAGCACAACCAUUUCCUUUAUUUUCAUUUGAAAUAUAUGCCCUUGAGAAGAACAGAACGUAUCAGUUGUGACAAUACCCACACUGUGUUAUUCAGUAAAUAGGGAUUCAUUCAGAAAGGUUUUACAAUGAGAGAAGCAGUGUGGACUUACCAACAACAACAACAACACCCAUAAAGCUGUAGAUUUGGAGAAUCUUUGCACAUCUAUUGAUGUCAGGGUUUUCACAUUAUCCCUGAAAAUAAUGUUGGGGAAAAAAUUGCAGUUUGUCUUCAACUCUAUUAGGAUUUUUUAUAUUUAUCAAUUAUGAGGCAUUGUAGCAUCUCUCAUAUCAAUAUUUAAAUUUAUUUUCUCAGUUUUGAUUAAUAAUUAGCUCCCUCUGCAUUUGCAUUGUUAGAGCCACAAAGCAAUAAAGCUACAGUACACAGACUACUGUAAUGUACCUGCUCACACCAAAGCACAGUUAGACAGAGGACGGGACAAGGUGUUAAACUAAAUAUUCACUAAAUGUUUUUUGGAAAAGUUAAAAGAUGUUUAAAAUGCUAGACUCUAAUACAGCAAAUAAACAGACACAUACUGAAAGCACUGUACAAAAACAAACUAAUAUUGCUCCAUUUUAACAUUGAAUGGUGUUAUAUUAUGUUCACAGCUUGUUCUGCUUUAGCCAAUCCAUGCUACUUUCUGUGACUUAAUUAGAUCAUACACGCAAAUGUACUUUGCCCAUCAUCUUAGAAACAUAUAAGAAUAUAACCUGACUGAGGUUAUAUUGCAAUGCUACAGUAGUCCCCAUAACUUUAUGUUUACAGUAUAAUGCAGCUUUCUAUCUUGUUAAUCUGUAUUAAAGUUUACAUCAAGUAACAUUUUCUUUCAAACCCAACUAUUAUUUCAAGCAAGCAUCUAAGGUAUUUAAUUACCCAGUGGCUUCACAUCUAUUUAUAUGGUAACUAUUAUGUGUGAUAUGAUCAUUGUGAUUUGUAAAUACAGUAAUGGUCUAAGCACUCCACUGAAACUGUGUACAUACUGUAAAAGGAAGUGUCUUUGACUUGAUUACUGUGAGCCUUUUCUUAUCCUUGCUUUUUCAACAGCUAUUUUUUUUAUAUGUUGUGCCCUGUGCAGUAUUUGUUCAUUCCUACCCACACGGUGAAUAGGUUUGCCUUUAGUUUGCUUUCUGCCAUUCUCUGCUCUUCGGUACAGAUUUGUGUGCGUGUGUGUAUUACAGAGAAAUGACCAUCACUUAUCUGUCAAGGAGACAAUGUGUAAUUGAGUGUGACUCAUGGCUUUGUUCAUUGUUGUAGCCACAAACUAUGUGUCGUCAUUACACAGCUGUGUCAAAACUCACGCAUCAUUUCUGCUAGAGCCCAACCACAAAAAUCUGCUUGUAUUUUUGUUGCCCACGAGUGUUACAACACUUAACAAUCCAUCCAAUACAUGUUUAAAAAUUCUAAUUAUUUAAAUGUUAAGACACAAUGUGGUACUGUUAAUAUGACACGAGAAGAUCCAUUGUGUUUGUUUUUUUGACAUUAGGUUUAGGGGCCAAAUAUGCACAAACACAUGCAAGUUAUUGUCCAUUUUUAUAGAUUAAACCUACAGUACCCAACACAGUCUACUGUAGGUACAUUUGUAUUUUAUAAACAUUAAUCUAAAAAUUGUAACAACACUUUGAAAUAGCAUAAUGUCACAAGGAUUUGCUUUACCCAAUAACGUUUUGAUAACACAUUUUGAUAAACGUUUUAAUAAUGUUUUUAACACUUGGUGAAAUAGUUAUAUUUCCACAAACACUUAGUUCACAGGAGUUCACAGGAAAAACACAUUUCAGUCCUUUAGGUUUUACAUAUUAUUUAGUCUGUGUGAAAGAAAUGUCUUCAUUAACUUUACAGUAUAUUUGUGAUGGGAGGGAAUUGAGUAAGACAUUUGAGUGCUCACAACUUCAGAGUAUAGUAUGUCAGGAAUGUUGUUGAUCUACUCCCUCCUGUACUUUACAGGAAAACAUGGCAUCACAGAGUAAAAGGUUUGUUUCUACUUUGUGUUUUUGCAUUUGGAUGGAAGUUACACUUGAUCAGUUGACAUUUAGCAAACAUUCUGGAGUUAAGUUGCUGUCUAUCAAGUACUGUGUGAUCCAAUCACAGACAUAUGAGGCUCAGUUGUUUGGUUAAAGCCAGCGCAGCCACUUGAGACACCCUACUUCCUGAUUAAAAAUCUAUGCCACACAGAAACUUGUAACUGGACAACACUUUAGCAUUAAAAAUAAAACUUUAUGUUAAGGAUUUUUGUCACUUUUUUGAUAGCCUUCAGUUAAAUUUUCAAGAUUGUUUAAAUGGACUGAAAUGGCAAAUCUACAUGAUUACAUGUUUACAGCUGCAGUAAAUAAAAUGCAUCAGCGCUA